Eutrema salsugineum is the source of this 749-nucleotide messenger RNA. RefSeq names its product small RNA-binding protein 11, chloroplastic. Gene Ontology annotation, molecular function: RNA binding. The transcript is spliced from 4 exons. The record is from RefSeq and is a predicted model, not a curated record. Bases 83 to 535 code for a protein of 150 amino acids. NCBI's taxonomy places the organism in Eukaryota, Viridiplantae, Streptophyta, Magnoliopsida, Brassicales, Brassicaceae.
GGGCCAGGCCCGGGUUGCUCGAUUCACAUACUUUUCGUAGUUUCUCAUUGUUUGCGCUUAGUCCUCUCGCGAGAUCACUUCAAUGGCGGCGCUCGCAAGGAUCGGUGGCCGGCACCUGAAAUCCACCGGCCUGAUAAACUCACCCGCCUCAUUAUUCUUCACUCAACGCCGUGGCGUUGCCUCCAAACUCUUUGUUGGCGGAUUAUCGUUUUACACUACCGAGCAAGGAUUGUCUGAGGCAUUUUCCCAAUGUGGCCAAGUUGUUGAAGCUCAAAUAGUCAUGGAUAGAGUCUCUGAUAGAUCCAAAGGUUUCGGUUUUGUGACAUUUGCUUCUGAUGAUGAAGCUCAGAAGGCUUUGAUGGAGUUGAAUGGACAGCAAUUAAACGGCCGUGUAAUAUUUGUGGACUACGCUAAGGAGAAGCAAAGUUUUGGUGGUCUCGGUGGCUUACCAAUAGCCAGAGGACCACCUGAGCCCGUUCUAGUAGCUGCCACGACAUCUGAAACAUUGAAAAGCGACGAACCGAAACCAAAUUAGCCAAAUUGCUACUUGAUAUAGUUAGAGAGAGCUCAGGUGAAUUUCUUGGUUUGAAAGCACUUUUUGAAGUGUUGUUUGCUUCUCUUGGUGUAUGUGUAGAGACAUGAGCGAGCUUCAGUAUUAGAUUUCUACUUGCUCUUACUUCUUUAUGAUCUCCGGAGCUUUCAUUAGAUCUUUGUGUGGAAUUAAAGCAGAUACUGUGUAAUUAUCACAA